Molecule: messenger RNA, 662 nt
Organism: Cornus florida
Lineage: Eukaryota; Viridiplantae; Streptophyta; Magnoliopsida; Cornales; Cornaceae
Exons: 2
Coding region: 244-591 (115 amino acids)
Source: RefSeq, a predicted model, not a curated record
UGAAUCAUAUAUCGAGAUUCUCUCUCACGAUGGCAGAAAUAUCUCCAACUGACCAUGAUAUAGACCAUUAUAAACCGUCAAGGGAGGUCUAAGAGUAAUGUCUUCUAUAUAGGAGUUGUUUCCAAAAUAAGAAGGAAAAUCUUCAAUAUAUGAAGAGUUACAAGUAGAGAAGGAGAAGGAAGUUUCAAUGUGAAGGAAAUCUUCUGGAAAUAGUUACGUCUCAGAAGAGUUAGAAGAGGGAAGAUGUCAGGCAGAGGCAGAGGCAGAGGUAGAGGUAGAGGUAGAGGCGAAGGUCACCAUAGACUCACUACGGCAGAGUUAGCUGAUAUGGUUGCAGCUUUAAAUGACUCUGUGAGGAACUUAGAGCAUAUGAUUCAGAAUGGAGGAGCAGGGGUGAAUGCUCCAGCUCAGCAGGAGGGAGCAGAAGUAGAAGAUUAUGGACAACAGGAGGAAGCUGGAGAGGAUAUUCCAGCACCACAGGAGGAACAGGGUUUAGAGGUUCCAGUGCAACCAGAGGAAGCUAGAGUGGUGGCACCAGUUCAACAGGUGGAUGUACUCGCACAGGGAGUACAAACAAAGUCUCUCAUUUAACUACAAUAAUAAAAACAAAUGAAGAAAAAAAUAAAAAGAUGAAGAAAAUAAAAAUAAAAAAAAUGAGAAAA